AUGUCAACGCCAAACCGUCUCAAAAAACCACUACCGCGACAAGCUGGGGCUGAAGAUCCUGCUAUGCCAAGUCCAGAGAGCCUUGGAAAGCCACAUUUUAUGCUUGCCAGUGUUGCAGCGCUGUAUUUGGAUUCCUUCGUGCCAGGUUUCAGCAAUGCAGAGCGCCAUGCUGCGGCUCAUGCUUUGCUCAGGCAUGAAUCACAUCAAGAUGGCACCCAUUAUCACACAGAGACCCCCGGUGGUCUUCACCCCUCGUUUAUCAAGUUCAAUGAGGUCUUGACGUCCCAGGAUCAGAAGAUGAUAACCCACGAGGAGUUUGUAGAAGCUGCACUUGAGGAUGUUUUUGAUGCGCUUUGUAUGCAAGACCGUCUGGAUGGUGGAAUCUCACUUCUCAUUCGCUGCCCUGGGUCUCAGGCAACAGACAGUCUGGCGGCUGAACAUAUCGCUGUCGAUGUCUAUGUCACUCCCCGUGAACUUCACAAGUUCCCAGAGCAGGUUGGAGGGGACGUCUCACUCUUUGUGCAAGGAUUCUGUGAGCAGAUGGCCAAACACCACCUUCAAUGCUUCACAGAGCGGUGUCGCAUUGAGGACAUUCAACCUCCCCAUCGCUAUCCAGCUCCUCAGGUGAAUCCAACCGGGUCUCAGGCCUUGCCAGCCCCUUUGGUCCUGACUGGCUCACGCAUCCAAUUCUCUGCCCGACCUCCACUCAAUUUAAAUUGCGACUUCAAGAUCCACUCCACCAAACCAAAGGGUAGUUCCAACACUCCGAUUCAUCCGCCAUCAAGCUUCGUUCAGCACACCACAGCACUAGCAAGCGAUUCUCUUACUAGCAACACCAAGCCUCGUCGGCGUCGACCCGCUGAUGCCUUUUCACUCCCGAGGAAUGUUCAACACAGCAAUUCACCCAUGCCUGUCAUUGUGUAUGGUCCACCGAUUAUUAGCAUUGGACCGAAUACCGAUGUGGUGCUUGAUCGCUUCAGAAUGGGGGAUGGGAUGAUUCCCGAGCUCCGCGAGCUAAUGACAACUGGGCCCAAAUUGGAGGCAAUCGUGCCGAAAGCAAUGUUAACUAAGACCUUUCAGGUGCUCGGGAUCACGAUUGCCGUUAAUGCACCAUAUGGCACAUGUUUGUUUUUUGAAACUUAUAAACCUGUGAUGCUGAUCCGGGUUGAAUGGCAGGACAUGAGCUCCCAGACUUUCUAUGCAUCGAGCACUCGCUCGAGACGCAUCCAGCCCUCACCUCGUUGCCAUCCAAGGGUCCAACUGAGCAAGGAAGCACGAAUCUUGCUCACUGCCUCUCGCCGUGAAAAAUCCCGCUGCUUCAAGACUGCGCUUGACGACGUGUGGGCCCGCAUCGAUGAAUCUGUCAAGACGAUUGCGUCUUCUAACGGCAAGACUAUUCACCGCGUCCAGCAUGACUUAUACAUGGGUCAACGGCUCUUGCGAUCAAAACGCUCCAAAUUGAGUGCAUGGAAUGCAUUCUGCUGGAAGAAGAAUCAGACCGCAGACAAAGAAAACGGUUUGUUGGGGAAGGCAGUCUUACCAGACCUUGUCCAGGAGAAUCGCACUGAGUAUCAUGAACUCUCUGCCGAUGCGAAAGCUAGCCUCUUGAAGGAGUAUGAGGAGCAUAAGGCCAUGAAGACCACCGGUACUCGCAUAUCCACCAAAUCGAAGGUCAACAACGUUACACAGACCCUCAAAGCCGUCGAGAAUGAGUUGAAUAGCUUAAGGUGCCGGACGGGCGCAGAGACGAUACUAUAUACAACACGUAGCUCUACUGACCUGCCACUCUGUGGAAUUGCCUAUGCAACUGAAGGUGUUCAAGAUUUCAUGGAGUCUGUCAUGAACAUCGAUAACCAAGACCUCGUUAGUAAGAUGGAAGGUUUCGCCAUGAGUGGGAUAUGCGAGGAGGCAACUGGUGACCCAGAUGCAAAGAUGCAGUGGGCUCACUAUUGGCGUAACAUUGUCCAGCGAUACCUUGUCAUUUGCGAAGGAUGGCCUGAUGGCAUUCCCUUUGGAAACCUUAGCAAAGUGUCUAACUCAUUCACCAAUCUGGAGAUGCUUCUACGCAAAUGGAAGUCUGGAGAUAUUUACUGGAGACAGAUGGAUAAUGAGGAGUUCGAGGAACUUCACCGCGAGCGAAACGAGAAACUCAACAGUGGUGAGAUUAUUGAACUUCAUCGCCGGACCUGCUCAGACAAGGGCAAGAAGUGCACUUGCACUCGUUCUCCUGACGAGAAUGAUGAGAACCCUCCCCCGAGACUCCGCAAGAAGUGCACUUGUGCUCGUUCUCCUGACGAGAAUGACGAGAACCUUCCCCCAAGACGCCGCAAGAAGACACACAAGAGUCUUCCAUUUGUCGACACUGACACUGACACUGACACCGACAACAACAACAGCAAUGUCAAUGGGACGACGCCUGCACCACUUACCUCACUCCCUUCCUCAUCGAGCAGCGGUUCCACUCAGCUCGAACCUUCAGCAUCUCUUACCACCAAUGGCAAUGAACUGCCUCCCCCAUUGAGUGGGACGGGUUUCAAUAUUUCAUUUGAUUUUGACGGUGCUUAUGCACACUCAAAUCAAUUAUUUGCUGGCCCUUCUGCCCUUUGA
Suillus paluster is the source of this 2607-nucleotide messenger RNA. RefSeq lists its product as uncharacterized. The record is from RefSeq and is a predicted model, not a curated record. Bases 1 to 2607 code for a protein of 868 amino acids. NCBI's taxonomy places the organism in Eukaryota, Fungi, Basidiomycota, Agaricomycetes, Boletales, Suillaceae. The transcript has 9 exons.